Molecule: messenger RNA, 2569 nt
Organism: Venturia canescens
Lineage: Eukaryota; Metazoa; Arthropoda; Insecta; Hymenoptera; Ichneumonidae
Gene: Rnmt
Product: RNA guanine-7 methyltransferase
Exons: 6
Coding region: 470-1798 (442 amino acids)
Biological process (GO): 7-methylguanosine mRNA capping
Cellular component (GO): nucleus
Molecular function (GO): mRNA 5'-cap (guanine-N7-)-methyltransferase activity
Source: RefSeq, a predicted model, not a curated record
CGAGCUAGCCGAGCUAGCGGUUUAUGCAGUGGUGUAUCUUCUUCACCGCAUAUACUAAAGCGUUUUGGAGUAUUAUAUUUUUCGUUGAUUCCUCACGCGCUAAUUUUUCACUGUCUCGUGAUAAAUAUAGGUAUUAAAUGAAUAUGUUGAAUGAGUGUUUAUCGGCAAAGUGUUGCAGUGCAUUUGAACACGUUUUUUCUCAAAAUAUGUACGGAAUUUGAAGUAAUUUUUUCUCGCUCCGUUUCCGGUAAUGUAUUUCACGACGUCUUUCGCUUGUUGAGAGCGGCAAGACCGAAGACAGCCAUAAAUAAGAGAGUAAGAGAGAAAGAAGAAGAAAUAAGUGAAACCAAUUGUGAGAAAGAAAGCGACAGAGAAAAGAGAAUCGCUGAUCGAACAUUUCUAAAUUUCUUUAGUUCUAAACAAAACAUUGUUAAACCCUCGGAAGAUAAAUUCAACAAUCAAUACGACUAUGUCUUCACCCCGAGCUCCAGAUGAGCAGGAAGAGGAGAAGCGAGACGGAGAGACCGAGGAAAAAACAUCAUCAAGCGUCAAUGAAAAAAAAUCGGAGGACGAAAAACCUGUUGGGAAACGACCACUUUCGCCUGAUCUGGAACCGGCGAUAUCGGCAAAAAUUGCGAAAAAAACCGACGAGUCUGAAGCGUCAUCGAAUUCAGGAUCUCCGUCCGAUUUGUCAACUGGAACAAGUAGAGAAGUUGUAGAACCUGAACCUGUCACAGACCAUACGCUCCAAGUUGCUCAACAUUACAAUUCACUCGAAGAGACUGGAUUCAACAAAAGAAAUCAAAGUCGUAUUGUUUAUAUGAGAAAUUUCAACAAUUGGAUCAAGAGCAUGCUGAUAAGCGAAUACGUGGCAAAAGUCAGACAAGAUAACAGUCACGGAGCGCCGAUCAGAGUUUUGGAUAUGUGCUGCGGCAAAGGUGGCGAUCUUUUUAAAUGGCGGAAGGGUAAUAUAUCGCAUUUGAUAUGCGCUGAUAUAGCUGGUGUUUCGGUCGAACAGUGUCAAGCGCGCUACAACGAUAUGAUCAGUAGAAGCAAAAAUGAACGAGGUUUUGCACCCGUGUUCACUGCCGAAUUUUUGACCCAAGAUUGCACAAAGGUUCGUUUAAGGGAAAAAUACAGGGAUCCCAGUCUCAAGUUGGAUCUCGUCAGCUGCCAAUUUGCGUUCCAUUACAGCUUCGAAUCCCUACAGCAGGCUGAAUGUAUGUUGCGUAACGCAGCCGAAAGCCUUCGAACAGGUGGCUACUUCAUUGCGACUCUUCCCGAUGCUUAUGAUUUAGUCUCGAGGUGGUACAAAUGCGAUGGCAAUAAGUACGGUAACGAUCUGUAUACGGUCGACUUUCAGUGCGACAAGACAAAACCGCCACCACUUUUCGGUGCGAAGUACAAUUUUUGCCUCGAAGGUGUUGUCGAUUGUCCCGAGUUUCUCGUUCACCAGCCAACACUUAGAAAAUUAGCGCUCAAAUUUGGUCUAGAAUGCGUACUUUUCGAGCGCUUCGAAGACUUUUACGAACGUAUGAAAACCGAAGGUCGCUCUUUGCUGGGAAAAAUACAAGCGCUCGAAACAUAUCCACCGUAUUUAGAAGCACCUCUCCUCGGACAAAAUCCCGGAGAUUAUCAACAUGCAGUUCAAUACAUGCAAAGCUCUACGGGACACCGAAAAAUCGGCACACUUUCCAAACCUGAAUGGGAAGCUACCUCCUUAUAUGCCGUGAUGGCUUUUCAAAAGAUGAAAACAACGUGGAACGCAGAGGGUAAACCAGAGUAUACGAAGCAGUGAAUUUAAUGAAACGAAAAGUGUUCUAACAAUGAAGAAUCGGCAUAAAAAUAACGAAAAGAAAUCCAGGCUCACAUCGGAUAUUAUAAAGCACAGGAUCGAUCUCUGUCUCGUACCCUGAAAAUGUCAGACAGUUGUGAUCUGGUAUAACUGUACAAACUAUUUUGUUACCGUAAGGAUGCAUCUUAGAUAAGUGAAUGUAGCAUUACGAAAUGGUAUCGAAAUCAUUUUUAUUUCCUCCGAUUGCCAGCACGUUGAUUUUUUUAAACUCUUUAUUUGAAUCAAGAGCUGCUGUACUAAUAAUAAUAUAAAGAUGAAACCGUUGAAUAGCGCAUAAAUGAAUUUACUAUGUAUCAACGACGAGCUAUCUUAUGAAAGCCAAUUGAAUAUAAAGAGGGAUUAAACACAACUGAUCAUGUGGUGAAAAACUAUUAUUAUGAUGAACCUCCGUUAAGAGGAUGAAUUAUACAAAAAUAAAAUAAUUUUUUUAUCUCAUUGCAAUUCUGGUACAACAAUUUGCUAAAUUCUUUCCAAAGUCGAGAUAAGACGUUGUGAACACUGGAUAUGCUAUAAUAAAAUGAUCAGACAACUUUUAAUUCAUUGUUUCAAAACAGUAUCGGUCGAGAUAAAUCAAAUUUUUAUUUCAUCGCACGAAUAUUCGUGCAACAAUCGUGAUUUUUAUCAAUAAUUUACAAAGUUUUGAGAAAAAAUAUAAUAAAAAGAAGCGUCCAUUAAAACAAAUUUUGUAUGUUCAGAAUAAAGUCUCUGAACCGA